Molecule: messenger RNA, 2715 nt
Organism: Paramecium octaurelia
Lineage: Eukaryota; Ciliophora; Oligohymenophorea; Peniculida; Parameciidae
Source: the annotation of a GenBank genome assembly
AUGGAAGCUUGCACAACGAAUACUACUCGAAUGGGUCCCUCCAAUGUAACAUAGUAAAUCACAUCAAAACCGGAGUCUCCUUCAUCUCAAUCAUUAUUUGACGAAGAGAAUGAGUUUAUUCAUCGAAAUAUGAUUAAGGACAAAAAGCAAGAAGUUUUGGGUUAAAGUCGUAAAGUAAAAUUAUGCUUUUGAAUUAGUCUGAUUAUUUAAAGCAUGCAAUAUUUUUAACAAACAGAUCGCUACGAAUGAGUGAAAGAUCGAAAUCUUCACAGUUUGUCAUAAAUUUUAGGAAACAAUACUUUAUACAUAGAUUCAUAAACAAUCUAUUUACAAAUCUUUAUUUCAUGAAGUAGGACCAAAGAGUAAGAAUAAACCAAGUUUUAGAUGAAAAACCAGCUCAAUAAUUUUCUAAAAAUAGCUGUACCUAAAUACAAUAAUAUAAUUUAUAGCUGAGGAUAAGAAAGAAAACAAAUGGAUAUUUCUCCCAUCAACUCAUUUCAUAAUGAUUUGGGAUAUUUUGGGUCUGUUAUUCCAUCUUAUAAUGCUGUGGAUCAGUCCUUUUUUAUGUUCAUUCUAAGAUUACAAUAAUAAGAUUAUGUAAUAUCUCUAGUCAAUAAUAUUAUUUUACUUAAUUUUUGACUUUUUAGUAAUGUUUAACAGAGCCAUAAUUAUAGAGGCAGUAAUAGUUUAUUAACGUAAGGAUUUCAUUAAAAAUUAUCUAAAAUCUAAUGCUAUUUUUGACUUUUUUAAUUUGGGUAUAUGGAUGGGAUUAAAAUAUGAAUAUUUUCAUUUGUAAUGCAUGCAAGAGAUUCUAAUUGUAUGCUAAGUGUUUUUGAUAUAUAAAAAGAUUUAAAGAUAUAUAACCGAAUAUUUCCAAUAAAUAUAUUGUAGAGGAAAUCAAAAUUUUACAAUAGAUUUAAUUUCUUUAAUAAUUUAAAUUUACUACUUUGCUCAUAUCAUCGCAUGCAUUUGGCAUUACGUUGGAUCAUCAACUGAAAGUCUGGGGAGAUCAUGGUUAAUAGACAGACAUUUAGAAGAUAAAUCAAUCUGGAACAAAUAUAACGCUGCAUUCUAUUGGGCUACGAUGACAAUGACAACAGUAGGAUAUGGGGACGUGGUUGCAAUAAAUGAAAUCGAAAUGAUAGUUUCCUCUAUUGUUAUGUUUCUUUCCAGUUGUGCUUUUGCCUACACCAUGAGUUCUAUAGGGAUUAUCUUAAAGAAUAUAUAUGACACAUAAUUAACUUAUAAGUAAUUGUUUGAAUUGAUUCUUGAUAGAAAAAAUCUGAUUCAAAUAACACAAUUUAUGCUAAAAAACAACGUGGAUGAACAAAUACAAGGGAGGAUCAGGAAUUACUUAAAUUCUCAGUUAUAUUAAGAGAAAAAGGAGAAUAUGGAUGAUGUGAACAAUAUUCUAAAUUCCCUGCCUUUUAAUUUACAACAGGACUUAAAUGCUGAUAUCUAGGCCAGAGUAAUCAAGCAAAUAAAAUUAAUUAUCAAUCACUUUUCCAAAUCAACCUAAAUCUAAGUGGCUAAGAAUCUUCAACUAAUUUCACUAUUGGCUGGAGAUGUGGUGUAUAAAUAAGGUGAUCUUUCGGAGGAUAGUCUGUAACAAUCUCUAUUAUUUAAGUUAUUUUAUACAUAAGGGAGAGGUGAAGUAAACUGAGUUCCAGACCAAAACCACACUUAAAACGCUGUAGAAAAACUAAUAUCUUGGGAUUUAUUCUUUCUUUACUGGUUUUUGUCCCAAGGAAACAGCCAUAUGUAAUAGUCCAACUCAGUUAUAUAAAAUAAAUAGGAAGAAAUUCUUAGAGAUUAUUCGAAGUAACUAAAAGGAUCAUGAAAUCUUCCAUCAUAUCAAGGACAAAAUUAUAUUUACAAAUAAUUUGGUGUUGUUUGAUCAUAAAUGCAAUUUCUGUUCACGACCUUUUCAUUUGGAAAUCGAUUGCCCACUCAUAUCGUAUAAACCUGAUUUAGAAUUGAUAUUGAAGAAAGAAAACUUCACUGAAAAAUUCAAUAGCAGAAUUAUGGUGAAACGGAAAAACAACAGAAAUAAUACUUUUGGGUUUUUAAAUAAAUUAAAUUAAACUCUAAAUUAGUUUUAAGAGGAUUAAUAGAUCUAACUUUUAGGUAUGAAUGAAAACAAUCAAAAUGAAACUCCACAAUACAGAACUGGAUUGUCUGAAGUUGUCUAUCAGAAUUCGGCAUAAAUGAUAGCUUAAAAUCUGUAGAAUCUCAGUGCCAGUGACGAAGAGAUACAUUCAGAAAUGUAACAUACUCCAUAAUAGUAAUCAAAGCAAGUUAUUUCUUAAUAAUUGGUAAAAACUCAAAGUAGUAUUCCUAUUAUGUAUUCUAGGGUCGUCUGUAUCAAAAAUUAAAAUUGGGAGAAUUGAAUAUCGGACAUCCAAAAGUAAUUUUGCACCCAUCACAGAGAAUUUAAAUGGAUCAUUUUGCAUUCUUGAUGAAGUCAAACAUAUUUUCAAUUACUAAAAUACUUUUAAUUUAGACAAAGUGCACUUUGUGGGUAUUUCUUAUAUGCCUCAAUACUCUUUGGAGGCUCAAGUGAAACAAAUGGCCAAAACCAUGAAGAGGAAGAACCAGAGACUCUAAAGAAUAUAUGAUAGAUUUGAAAAAUACACUUUCUUUCAUAAAGUGAAACAAUUAUCUCUUAAAUUAAGGGUGUAUUACAAAAGAAGCAAUAAAUCAACUUUACAAUGA